Linum trigynum is the source of this 2187-nucleotide messenger RNA. Lineage: Eukaryota; Viridiplantae; Streptophyta; Magnoliopsida; Malpighiales; Linaceae. The record is from the annotation of a GenBank genome assembly.
CCAACUGAGCUAGACGGGCUGCCUGCUCAAGAUAUUUGUGUUAGUAUAAUUAGUACGUUUUGAGAACUUGAACUUCCUUUCCCUCGCUUGUUUUGGCUUAACCAGCGGUCCGAUCCGAGUUUCACUUUUACAGCAGCAGUCUUCAACUAACUCGUAAAGAAAUCUUGUCAAGCCUUCAAGCUUCCGCUACAGGCGAUGGUAUAAUCCGUGUAGGUAAACGGCUUUAACAGAAACAGGGUUGACAACGAAUGGAGCUCCUGUGGACGAUCGCGGAGCUCUUCUUCGCCCUGAUUCUCAUCGUUGCUUCGCUGUUCCUCUCCGCAAUGUUCUUCGAAGCCUACCGAAGAAGAAACAACAACAAGCACAUCGAUUCUCCUGCCUUUUUCGAGGAUCCGACUUCGUUGAAGCAGGUUCCAUGUCCACAUCUAGUAGAUCCUGCCGAAAAGUACAUAUCUUUGAUCAUUCCUGCAUUCAAUGAAGAGCACAGACUUCCUGCAGCUCUUGAUGAAACAAUUGACUAUCUCGAUAAACGGGCAGCAAUGGAUAAGUCUUUUACUUAUGAGGUACUUAUUGUUGAUGAUGGAAGUGCUGAUGGAACAAAAAGGGUGGCAUUUGACUAUGUAAGGAAAAACUCGGUUGAUAAUGUAAGGUUUAUCCUUCUCGGGCGAAAUCAUGGUAAAGGAGAAGCAAUUAGAAAAGGCAUGCUUCAUGCACGUGGUGAAAUACUUCUAAUGCUGGAUGCAGAUGGAGCAACAAAGGUUAACGAUCUGGAGAAGCUUGAAAAUAAGAUCCGUGCAGUUGCAAGUGCUGAAGAUACCAAGGAUGGAAAGUCAGGUUUUAGGAUAGCUGACAUCCCGGUAGCUGCAUUUGGUUCCCGUGCUCAUCUUGAAGAGAAGGCUUUGGCAACAAGGAAAUGGUACCGUAAUUUUCUGAUGAAAGGAUUCCAUAUUGUGGUUCUCAUGGCUGCCGGCCCUGGUAUACGCGAUACCCAGUGUGGUUUUAAGAUGUUUACAAGGGCUGCUGCAAGGAAGCUUUUCACAAAUAUUAGGCUCAAAAGAUGGUGCUUCGACGUCGAGCUGGUUUUCCUGUGCAAACAGUUUGGCAUCCCGAUGCUGGAGAUUUCAGUCAACUGGUCGGAGAUACCAGGGUCGAAGGUCAACCUAUUAAGUAUCCCCAACAUGCUGUGGGAGCUUGCACUAAUGUCAGUGGGAUAUAGGACCAGAUUGUGGAAAAUUUCCUAUUGAAUCUUCAGAAUAGAGAAAUAUAUGCAUGUCCUUCCCUUGUCCACACUAACUCUGAAGGAAGGGAUGGAAGUUGUCUUCUUCCUAUAGCAAACCACCAAUGUCCUUCCUCACUAGGCACCAACCUCACUUUUACACUGCAGCUGUUUAGGACAAUUCCUUGUAGAAAACCAAAAAAAAAAACCCCCCUCUUUUGACAUUUAUAUCUCAAUUCAGGCAGACACUUUCUCAAGUUUUCUUCUUUUAUCACAUUUUUGGGCAGGUGAUUCUAUUCCAACGGAAUCGAUCAUGUUACUGAUCAUAAACUCGGUUUCCUGUGGUAUCAUUCCCUCUCCUUACCCUAAUUUACCUCAGGUAAUUCAUUUUCAAUCAAAUAAUGAAUUGUCACAUUAUAUGUUUGCAAUUAAACAACAACUCCUCCAACGAAAGCCAACAUAUAGAUUUGAAAAGGGUUGGUUGCACAGAUCCAAGUAUCACGUGCUUAACUCGCUGCCUGUAGCAGUUUUAUUUCUAAACAACAGAAGUUACUGCUUUCUGGGUUGUCACAUGAAAUCAUAGACCUCGUACCUCAUGAAACAAUCAUCAAGCGUUACCUGAUCGCCGACCUUGUAGAGGCUCCGACACCCAGUCACCAAGCGGCUCUGCGCAUCGUUGCAACACUCCUCGCAUCGGGGAAUGAGCUUCGCCUCGUCGGUGCAUAUUCGCUACCCAUAAGCCACUGGAUUUUUGUGGUCGGGAGAGCACAAAUCGACGUCGAUAGUAGGCACGAGGGCAGAGUCCAUUUCGGACAGAUCGUCGAGAACUUUAUCGAAAUCGGAUGCGAAACUAUACGCCACCGAGUACACUUUGUCGCUGCACCAAGUUUUUCCCGGCGUCAGGGGCGACACAUCGUCUCCAGUUGCCGCAACUGUACAUACUAAUACAACAAUACACAUUAACAUUAACG